Molecule: messenger RNA, 691 nt
Organism: Glycine soja
Lineage: Eukaryota; Viridiplantae; Streptophyta; Magnoliopsida; Fabales; Fabaceae
Product: vascular-related unknown protein 1-like
Exons: 3
Coding region: 73-462 (129 amino acids)
Biological process (GO): xylem development
Source: RefSeq, a predicted model, not a curated record
GGCCACCAAACCCCACUAACUGCAUCAUAGCUCAUCUUCACUUGUUGCCAUUUUGAAAGCCAAACCUUCAAUAUGAGUUCCACAACCAAAGCCCCUCCUUCCUCUAAUGAUGCUAUGUCAACUGAGGAGAGUGGUUGGACGACAUACUUUGAUGACUUCUUCAACAACCAUGUUGUUGAUAACAACAAGUGUUCCAUGCCUUUAUCCGGUGGUGUUGCUAGCUCCUCCCUUGUCUCCGAUGCAGCUUCUUCGGCAGAGAAGAAAAAAGUGGCAAAUAGUAAACAAGUUGAGGAGUUUAAUUAUGUGAAUAGAUAUGUCAAGAGAUCAAGUUUCAAGAAGAGGAAGGAUGUCAUAACGGCUUUGAUUGAUGACUCUUUGGAAGAUACGGCAACUUCUCCUCUUAAUAGUCCCAAGGUUUUGUAUGCGAAUCAGAAGAUUGACAAGGCAAACAGACGGAAGUAGUAUAAACCUUUUCUCAGUAGGAGAAAGGCACAUCAAGACAAAGAGAUGAGCAAAAAGAAUAGAAUUUUAAUGGGAGGGAUUGUGAAUGCAAAGAGUAAAAAGAAGAGUGGCCUUUGCUUAAUUAGUUCUCUUGUCAAUGGUAGCAAACAUUUUAUGUUAAUUAUAUAGCAUUAUUUGUUAAAGUUCAAUGAUAUUCAUUUUUGCCUAUGAAAAAUAGUAUUAUGUUAAA